This is a messenger RNA of Pyricularia grisea, 3584 nucleotides long. RefSeq lists its product as uncharacterized. The record is from RefSeq and is a predicted model, not a curated record. The transcript has 12 exons. Lineage: Eukaryota; Fungi; Ascomycota; Sordariomycetes; Magnaporthales; Pyriculariaceae. The coding region runs from base 1 to 375 and encodes 124 amino acids.
AUGUCGUCUGCCUCUGCCUCAUCAGCGUGCGGGGUCAUUGAAAAUCUCCGUUUCGUCAUGGAAGGUUCAAACAUUCACCGAACCGCUCUUGUCCUUGUUCAGCGCCAUAUCUCCGAGAAAAACUUGCAACCUUCCAACAUUAGACAACUACGGCGAAUGCCCUUCGGAGAUUUUCUCAACACGUCGGUCGGGUGGGUCGAUCGGCCCGGUGAAGCUAGACUUGGCCACGUCGGAAACCCCAUCGCAAUGGACCCCGAGGCAGACCACGUAACCAAGCGGCGGGCGCCGAUGAGCUGCGAUCGAUGCAAGAGUCGUAAGACGAAGGUGUGCUUCGAAUUUCGCUCCCGAGAGACCCGCAACGGCCUUGUGUGUUAAUCCAAUUCCCGGACCUUGUCAAUUUUGCUCCAGCAUCGGGGCAGCUUGUCAGGUAGAUCCCUCGAGAAGACGGCAGCGUCCAUACUAUCAUGUCUCAGAGGAGGAGUUCAGACUCAUGUCUCGGGCACUGGGACUUCUGCUACCGGGAACACCAAUAAACCUUGAUAGUCUCCGAGAGCUCGUCCACUCGCUUGAAAGAAGGCUACCAAAGCCGACAGAAAAUAUAGUGGAACAGUUGCGAAAGUCUCGAACAAACAUUGGAGCCUCUAACCUUAGAAAUGCCAUUGGUGCUGCGGAACCAGGUGCUGAUAAAGGACUCAAUCCUGGCAGCACAAUUACCAUCGACGAAAUAGAUCAUCUCCAGAAAGAACUGGGCUGGCUUACUAUUGACUCUAAAGGUACUCCUAGGCAUGUCGGUCUGGAGGGAGGUUAUGGCUUCAACGCCGCCGUCAGGUCCAUCAACCCAAGGCAGCGUGCCAACCCAACAUCGUCGGCCAAUGUUCCAAAUGAGCUGGUAACACCGCUCACGGCAGCCCCUCCAUGCCCCCCAGAGGCCCCUGCCUCUGCCUUCUCUGUGACGGGCAUGUUUUUGACGCCCCCGAAACAAAUAUUUCUGCCCAUGAGGGAGCUGUGCCUCCAAUGUGUCGAUCGCUUCUUCCGCGAGAUACACCCCAUCUAUUGGCUUUUCCGUGCCGAAACCUUCUACGCGGCUCUUGAUCGCAUCUAUGCCCGGGAUUCAAAUUACGCAUCCGCCUCUAUGCUCUGCUCGGUUUACGCCAUACUCGCGCUAACAACACGCGACAGUGAGGCCGCAGGCGAGGCGACGUCAUCCAAAUACCUAGCACUUGCGAAAUCGCUGGUCCCGGUGCUCUUUGAUGAGGCCAAUGUCGAUGCCAUACGUGCCUUGUGCAUCCUGAGUAUCGCAUUGCAGAGCUCCAUCAACUCAAACACCGCCUAUGCUUAUAUCGGCGCUGCUUCGAGGAUUGCUCUCAGCCUAGGUCUGAAUCUCUCCAAGAGCAUGAGUUUUCGAAGCAACGUUCAAGGCCAGUCUGAUCUUCGCAUAUUUUGCAGCCUUUACAUGCUUGACCUGGACGUGGCCUUGUGCUACGGCAAUCCUCCAUCAUUAUUGGAGGAAGAUGGGGCAGAGUCUGUUCAGUUUUUGUUGGAACAAGUCUUGGAGCCUGGAAGCAACAUGCCUCCAGACUAUUUGGCUGUUUCAUGUCAGCUGUCUAGGUUGAAGCGAGGUGUGAACAAGUUGCUAUAUUUGAGGCCAAGUGGGAUAGCCGGAGCUGCGGCGGAUCAAGGCAGCAGCAGCUACGCGGCAGCCUCAAUAUCAUCAAUAACGGAUGCUGUUGCAUCUAUCCAACGGUGGUUCAACAGUAUACCCCUUCACCUCAAAAGCAUCACACAGGCCUCUCCUUAUCACCAGCGAAGUAUCGCAACUUUACACCUGCGCUACUGGAGCACACUGAUUUUCAUCACUCGGCCGUUUUUCCUACAUAUCGUUAUGCACCCAGACCGUCGACAGAAAACAGCGCAAAGUACCACAGAAAAAGCCAGAAGUGAGGCAGGCACAUCGUGCGCGGAAGCUGGAUCAGCAAGUGGCCCACGAGGCACAACUCAACGUAUACGCACGGCCAGCGAUGCCAAACGCCAGUACUUCAAAGACUUUUCCGCGCUCUGUCUUGAGGCCGCUUCUCAGAGCCUCCGAAUACUUUGUUAUAUGCGCGAUGCCGAGCUGCUUACUAGCCUCAUGACUCUUGACACGUCAUGCUUGUUGGAGGACCUACAGGUGUUUCUGCUUGCCUUGUCAAAUGGACAAGAUACGGCUGGCAAAGAGAGACAGGAGAAGCGAACCAUUGCCAUCGGUGCAAUUUCCGAACUGCUGCAUACACUACAGGGCAUGGAUCAGAUUUUCUGGACGCGGCACGUUUUGGUCGAGGUCAUGGCGCAGCUGGAAGAACAUGGCCUGAUUAAUGGCGACAGCGGGUUCAAUCCAGGGCAUGAUAGUCCGGGACUGUAUACCUUUGGCAUUGCUUCUCAUCACGAUAUCGUAUCAGGAAUGAUGGAGUCUUAUGGUCAGGAUGGUGACGACCCUUUGUUUCAUCUGCCAGAUUUUUGAGGCUCGUACGAACGCCAUGGUUACCGAAAACAAUGCAUGAUUUCCAAUGAGGUCAAAAUAAGCAGACUUCAGUUGAUUUCAGGUUCUAGUCGAUCAAGCAUCGGAAACAACAAAGCUAUAUGAAUAGUCAACGAACUUUCCCCAUCGUCAUCCGGAACUAGUCAAGCUUCAGUCCGGGCUUUGCCUCCGCGGGCCCAGACCCAUACACAGGUGCCCGCAUAUUCUCCUCUUUGACACUCUCCCCAGUCACGGGGUGGUCAUAAUGGAACGGCACGACUCUGGUAUCUGGCCACAUCAUCCUCUGGUCCUCUUCCAGAACCUCAUCGGGACCAGCUUCGUCCUCGGGGUAUGUCACGGUCUGGAACGGUACGAAACCGGCGACCUUGUAGGCCCAGCCAUGCUCAAAGUCGGCGUGCCAAAAUGGAAAGUACCGCAGCCUCCAGAUGCGCCAGCCACCCCCCUCCUCGAGGUCUUUGAUGUACUCGUUCUCGUAGAGACCGCCCUCCCACCACUGCGUGACGCCUCGUGGGUGCGCCGCCGCCUGUGAAACGUGCACACCCGCCUGCAUCAGGCUGCGAAAACGACCGCGCGCCACGGGUGGCGAGGCGUCGUAGUCGACGUCUACCACGCCUUGCAGCUGCGGGUGGUCGAGCAGGAAGCCGUGGACUGGCCCGUUCCGUCCCCCGGUGAAGAGUUUACCGAAUCGUUCUACGUACAACCGAUGCACGCCCGACUUUUUGUGGUAUCGCCCGCCCAGGAACUGGACGUAUGUAUCUGGUGCGUCGGAGAAGAGGGAGACGACCUCUUUGUAGAGACAUUUAUCCAAGUAGUAACCGUAUUUGUACUGCAGUUUUCGGAUUUCCUCUUGAUCACUCAGUCGGGUAACUUGUUGCUGCAGCUUUCUAACAGUCUCCUGGAGCUGAGCGACCUCAAGUGAAGACAUGACUUAAAAGCAACAAUGCUAAGAUGGAUGGGAAGACCACCUUUCAGUACCAACUAAAGAAAAAGAUAUUAUAAUGACCUUUUAUUGCUGCCACUCCGAGAUACUUUGAAUGCAACAAAUGUCGUGGGUAUGAAGAGGUAUAAA